UUCUGAUUCGGGGCUUUCUUGAAAAGCUCAGUAAAAAAAUAUAAGACCACAUCAGGUUUCAUGUGUCUCGUCGAGCGAGGAGUGAGCAAAAACGCGGCAAGCAGUACACACCUUCUUGAGCGUUCUAUGAUACUGAGUCUGUGGUAGGAGGCCGCAUUAUAUCCACCAGGUCUAUUGUGCUGUGGUAGGAGGCCGCAUUGCAUCCACCAGCUCUAUGGUUUCAGGGAAGGCCUGACACGUGAAGAGACCUGCUUACUCUCAGGAAGAGUCUUCUUGUACGUACGGGCUGUGAAGAGGAGGGUGAGGAACCAGAAGUAAAUCAUUCAGAAAUCGAUAACCACGAUGAAGCCCUGCGUCCUUUACAACGUCUUCUGCGUUUCUUGCCUCCGCUGUUUCUUCCUCUCCCUGUCCUUCCACCUACCGGUCGCAACGGUUUCUUCGAGAAAAACGGUGGGCGCCACGGGUUCUACACAGGAAAGAGACCACGACUGGCACCUGAUACGGAAGGAGCAGGGUAGUUCACAGCUACAUCAUGACGUCGCAGAAGAGCGAACUAGUAGGACCGGAACUUCGGCUUUUAAGCAUUCUGCAGGGUCUACACCGAACAGCAAUCACGCCGCGAAGGGGGUGAAUACUAGUAGCGCUCAUGCAACAACUACAAGGGCAUCGAGGGAGAAAAGAACGGAGCUGCAGCUUUCUCCAUUUGGUUCAAAACCGAAGCAAACACAAAACAACAAGAAAACCUUAGUCGUGACCACGGUGGAAACGGAGGAGGAAGCGAGAGCACUGGUGGACAAGGUGAGAAGGAAAAUUUUUACAAAAAACAUUCCUGUCGGGCAGGACUACAAUACGGCCGGAGCAGUGCUCCAUGAUCCGGGAACAAUUUCGCCUACGAGUUGCGUGACAGCAACCCUGCAAAGGAUCAAGAGCUUCUACCGGUGGAAAUCAGCUGUGAAAAAGAACGAGCCGGAGAUUCGGGUAACGUGGGAACUUACCACCGCAAGCACUGGAGUAAAAGAACCGCAGUUGUGUCGUGAUUUGUUUCUCGGCGAAAGUGAUAAUGAAGGUAGCACUCCAAUGAAUGAAAACGAUCCGGCACUGCAAUCGUUGGCUGUAAAAAACAAUAGAACUACCGCGGCAACAUCAGCGGCACCAACGAUUUUUCCAGUUGGUGAACGCGAUGAGCAGAGUACUAAAGCAACUACUGCUAAAAACGACAAGAUUCUAGCGGACCGAGACCGACUUGCAACCCUGAUCGCCGAACUGCAUCCCUAUGACACGCCGAUGAUCCUGACAGACGCGGCGGUGCAGGAUGAUGCUAUUAGCGCCGGGAAGAAAAGCGAACGCGCGGUGAGCCAGAUCACGGUGCGGUCAGCCAAUGGGCGAAACUUUUCAGAUCUAGCAGCAGAUCUGGUGGCGAUUAUGCCGGAAAAAGAACUCGGGCGCGAAUCAAGUUCGAUUGCCUCUGGGCGGACGAGUCGAGAUUUGCAUGAUGAUGGGACAGGAGGAGCAGGCUAGGGCUCCUGCAGAUUGAUAUACUACAACUCAUAAGCAUGAAUUUCUGUACCCGUUGUAAAAAAUUUGAUUCGCGACGAAAAAGUCCUGCCGUUCCAUACUGAAGAGACUGGCGGCGUGCGUGCAGAUCGUUGUGGAUGCCGCGGACAAAAAUGAGGACAAAGAAACCGCGUCCGCGCCGGUGAGCAAAAUGCUGAUCAAAACGAAAGCCAGUCUGGUUGCGCGGGUGUUGGAAGAGAUCCAGGCGGAGGAGAAGGAGAACCGGAAUCAUUCCGGCCACGUCGAUCAAGAUUCUGUUCUUGUAGAGGAAUAUGGCAUGGGCAACAUCUUGAGGUGGGUCGGCGACGGAUCAGCAUUGAAGGAGAAGUAGGCAUUUCAUCAUUUGAACUGCUUUCUAGAACGGCAAGAAACUUCUACCAUGCGUGUAGUUCUACUUCCUUGCCGUGCAUGACAAACUGCAUCCAUGCAUGUAAAGUCCCUUCGUGCCUCAAGCUGGUUUUAAUUUUUACAAGAAGAUGCGAGCGAAUCAGGCCUACGCGGAGUGGGUGCAGGUGGAGGUGAGUGACAACGGUUAAUUGUUUAGAUGUCCUCCUGUGGGGGCUCUGUUGCAAAGCCAUGCGAAUUUCAAACAAACAAAAUGAAAAACACGACAGACAACAAUUUUCUUUUCCCAGCACGAACACUUAUGUGAAGAGAAACAGGAUGGCAUCACGUCCACCAGCAACUUCAUGAACCAUGGUAGGCUAAUGGCAUUCGCAUUCUUCAGAAGCCACAGCCGUAAAAGCAGGUGUUGAGCACGGCAAGAGAACCAACAAUACAGGC
Molecule: messenger RNA, 2337 nt
Organism: Amoebophrya sp. A120
Lineage: Eukaryota; Dinophyceae; Syndiniales; Amoebophryaceae
Source: the annotation of a GenBank genome assembly